Molecule: messenger RNA, 930 nt
Organism: Hydra vulgaris (swiftwater hydra)
Lineage: Eukaryota; Metazoa; Cnidaria; Hydrozoa; Anthoathecata; Hydridae
Product: charged multivesicular body protein 2b
Biological process (GO): late endosome to vacuole transport; protein transport; endosome transport via multivesicular body sorting pathway
Cellular component (GO): ESCRT III complex; multivesicular body
Source: RefSeq, a predicted model, not a curated record
AGUUGUCUACUAGCGGCCCAGAACUGUAGAUAUCUAACACAAACAUUGAAAAAAAAAUUAUUUAGUUAAAGCUAAUAUAGAAUUAUACAACAUUAAAAAAUUUCAAGAAAAAUAAAUAAAAUGUUCAGCAAAAAACCAACACCAAAAGAAGUUUUAAAGCAACAAAAUAGAGAAAUUCGAAAAACUCAGAGAGAAGUCACUCGAGACUAUAGCCAGUUAGAAAGACAAGAAAAGUCGAUUGAAAUAGAAAUUAAAAAAGCAGCUAAACAAGGAAACAAACAACUUGCAACACAGUUAGCAAAACAGUUAAUUGUGAUUCGAAAUCAGAAAACAAGAAACAUAGGUGUAAAAUCAAAAGUAACUGCUAUUGGAGCACAAAUGAAUACUAUGCAAUCAAAUGUAAAAAUGGCCGAAUCAAUUGGUUCAGCAACAAAAGUAAUGGGAGUCAUGAAUAAGCAAAUGAAUGUUGAAGCUAUGUCUAAUGCAAUGCAGCAGUUUGAAAAAGAAUCCAUAAAAAUGAACAUGGCAGAUGAAAUGAUAAAUGACACAUUAGACAACUUAUUUGAUGAAUCUGGAGAUGAAGAAGAACAAGAUGCUAUUGUCAGUCAAGUUUUAGAUGAAAUAGGUAUAGAAUUCACAAAACAAAUGCCAAAUGCUCCACAAACCACAAUGAAAGGUUCCUCUAAACAAAAAGUAUCCUCCAAUGAAGAUAAAGAAAUUGAAGAUUUACUUGCACAGUUAAAAGCAAGUUAAACAUUUAAAAUGUGUUAUAAUUUAUGUGCGUUUACCUAUAAUAUGUGUAUAUAAAUGUUUUUUGUGUGGAGGGUAUUGUAUAUUUUUACAGAUGGUAUCGUAUAUUUUGUUAGAAUGAAUUGUAUUUGUAAAUAGGUAACAUUUUAUUGUUUAUGAAAGCAUUUAUAAUCCAUUUUA